AUGUCUGGCUUCAAUGUGGUAAAUUGAUUAUUUCGUUUUUCGAAUAAUACAUUUUUUGACAGGAACCCGAGCCGGACUUUAUCAAACUCGAGAAUGCGCCUCUCAUCGAUCCGAUGAUUGGAGGUUCAUAAAUGUAUUAGUAUUUUUUUUUAGAUGUUUUUUCUUUUCAGGCUACCUUUUUAUUGAAGAAGAAACUCACUUGGGAAUCGACAACCCAAAUAUUCCAAUUGAAUCCACCGGUUUGUUUCAUUUUAUUCGAUUUUCGUGUACUUCUUUUGAGGAAUCUAAAUGUCAGUGUUCAUAAUUGGUAAAUCCUUUCCGAUUGAAAAGAUGGGUAGAUUGGCAAGGGAGACGUGUUGCGUACGCGACGCGGCUUCUGGCGGGAAACUCGAUUUCAAACGCGAGCCACCAUUUUCCACAGUUUUCCAUCACUUUAAACUUUUUAUGGCUUUGCAAAGAGUUAAACGAAUAAAAAGUAUGAAAAUGAUUUUCGAAAAAAGGCAUAGCCGCGUCGCGUACGCAUCGCGUAACCCUUUCCAAUCUUCCCAUGCCGCCUUUGUAAUCGGCAAAAAUCGACUAUACAGUUAAUUAUUAUUUUUCUAAAUUUCAACGUUUCAGGAAACAACGCCAACGACCGCCAAGAGAUCCCCCACGAGGAGGAAACGAUUUCGAAUGAUUGUCCUGCGAUCGACAUACAAUCGGAAUUCGGUAUCCAUUUGAUUCGAAAUUCAAGAUUAAUAGCCAUUUCCAGAAUCCAACAACGACAACAACGAACUCCGACAGGUCGAGGUUCGCUAUAAAGGCCGCGAAACUCGGACUUUUGUGAUUCGAAAGAAGCGAUCUUGCCAGAAGAGGCAAAAGUUGAAGGUGAACUCAUUAAUUUUGUGGUUCUUCAAACCAUCAGAUAUAAAUCACGAAAUUCAAGAUCUUGAUUUCAUCUUUUUAAACAGAGGCAAAGUCGGAAAAGGUGGAAAAGGCUUCAUAGAAAUUUUUCUGAAGACUGAAAAAGGCUCCUUUCUUGCGGCCUUUUUGCGUCAUUUCAUCGGCUCUUUUGCACCAUUUUUGCUGCCUUUCCCUUUUCCACCAUUUCUUGAGCCUUUGCACCUCUAACGGAAGCUCAAAGGGCCCAUAAAGGGUCCUUCCGACUUUGCCUAUUUUUUUAGAAAGUCAUUUUAAUGAAAAAUUGUAAUUUUAACUCGUGCGCCAAGUGCAUACGGCGUUUCUGCCAGUUGAAGAAAAAUGCAAGGAAUUUGAAACUCGGCAAAGUCUGCGCACUUCUCGAAAUUCGCCCGCGAAAUUUGAAAAAAAGUGGCUUUAUUUUUUUGAUUUUUUUGUCAAUUUUUUUCAUAUUUUUUUCACUUUUUUUCUUUUCGUAGAUUGCUGAUAGUAUUGCGGGACCACGAUCGGGGUAUACUCUGGGUUGUUAGACGUUUUUUUGAAAGUAGUUCUGUGAGGCUAACUUUAAAACUCGUGAUGAAGAAGCGUUUUGAAAAUCUCCACCUGUUUGUAUGGAACAUGUUUCACCCCAUUUUAUGUUUUUCUUAUUCUAUUUUUUUGUCGAUUGUUCAGAUUCCUAGGUUGUGGACAUAAAUGAGAUGAAGUUACAUGAAAAAAGUCUGUGAAGUUGAGAAAGUAUGUUCCGGAAUUCGUUUAUAUCCGGAUAUUCCGUCAACUUUUUAUAAUAAAAAGUACUUGCUGUAAAACAUCUUUCAUUUGUUUCUCCACAGCAAUAUAGUUUUAUUUAAUCUCUUUUAAUUUCCUCGUCUUUUUUCUUCAAUGUUCAUUCGUUUCUCACACUUAUAUCAUCGGUUAACCUUAUUUAUCGGUGCAUGCACUAAACACGUCCUAAUUGACGGAGAAAAGUGGGCGGGGCGUCGCAAAAGAAACACCGUGUGCAGAAAAGUCGUUCUAUAGACAAGAAGUUUCGCCUUUUUUCAUUCCAUAUUCUUUUCUGAUAUUAGGUUAAGGGAAGCAAUUCUGUGUACAACGUUCCUUUGCUGUUUUAGCGCAAAGUUGAAAUUAAAAAAAAAACGAAAGUUUGUAUAUUUUCAAAUACAUAUUUGAAAAGUUUCAUAUUGGGAAUUAUCAUCAGGAAAUUCUUGGUUUUACUAGUGAAAUGUCUCUAAUUAGGAGUUUGAAAAAAGCCGUGAAAGUUGAUAACAUGACUGGAAAAGUCUUAUAUUUUUCCAGACGGAGGACCAGAUAAGAGCGGAGAAUCGCAUCAACUCGAGGAACUGCGUGCAAAGAAACAAGCAAGAAGUCGAGACGUGCAAGAUGGAGAUCGAAUUUCGCGAAAAACAGCUCUCACAAGAAGAAAAAGAAGCGACAGACGAGUUUAACUUCAAAGGCGUACGUUAUGAACAUUCCUCUCGUGUUGAAACCACAUAGGGUCGUAGUUUUAGCCGCGAAAAUCUGAAUUUUCUACUUUGAGUGCUCAUUUCGCCGUCCCCGACCUGAAACGGCUUGCAGGAGCAAGCGAGAACAAAUAUUUUACGUGUAGGGUAACUUCUCUAUCCGUCUGCUCGCAAUCGGUAGAGUCCAUUCCGCGCCAGCUUUUCACGAUUUUUACUUUCCUCCGAGCUACAUAACCCUUCCCAUCAAAGCGUUUGAGCCGCCUGUGCGCAUGCGCCUUUAAUAUAAGGGAAGUUCUGGGCCAAAUGAAAGGUGCAAGCACUGUGACAGGCCGCGCGCAUCGAAAGGAACGCUUUGGCCUAAAGUUGUCUUUAUAUUAAAGGCGCAUACACAUGGAUAGGCUGAGUACAUUGAAAAGAACGCUUUGGCCUAAAAUUUCCGGUAUAUUAAAAGCGCAUAAAAAGAGAUGGGCCGAGCGCAUCGUAGGGAAAUAUUCAGCCUGACGUUUCCGUUAUAUUAAAGGCGCAUACAAAACGAUGGUUUUUGAUUUUUUAGGCAGCGGUCCACGCAGAAGACAUUUUGAAACUCGCUCGAAUGUAUGAUCCGCAAGGCAUAAACAACGAAAACUUCCGGGAAAUCGUCCAUCGGGUUCAAGAUGCUCAUAUAGGUUGGGUUAUCUCCCUUAACUCUUUUAGAAACGCCAGAGUGAUCCCUAGAAACCUCAGGGGCACUUAAAGUUACUCCUCUAGAACCGCCUUAUCUCCUCUAAAUGAGGGCACUGAAACUCGCAAAAAUGGCCACUUCUGUGCAGCAUUCUUGUCGUUUAUUAUCUUGUACUUCAUUUAGAGAAGCGUUCCCCGCGAAAAACUCAAUAAAUCAAUGUUUUUCUGGAUGAAAAAUAACAGCGAAUGAUUAAUCGAUCAAUUUUCAAAGCUGAAACCAAAAUAAACGAUCCCUUUAGCUUUGGGGGCUCGUGGGUCGUUUACAUAAAACAUUGAUAAUAACUCCCUUUUUUAAGCCUGCGAGAUCCACAAAAGUGAAUACAGUCAGGUGAUCGACAACAACGGCAAUUAUCCCACGAAAACAGAAGUUUGUUUUUUUUGUGAUCUUCUACUUUUUUUCUUCCAGGAGGAGAUCGUGCAGUAUGAGGCUCGUCUCAGAGAAAUCGACACCCGAGUCUGUGUGAGUGCAGCUUUUUAUUUAUUAUCCUAACCCGGGUCAACCCGGCCCUUAAAAGCGGCCAAAAAAAGUUUUGUUUUUAGAAUCGCCUCGUAAAAAAAUCGUAAUUUAAAAAAAUUUAAUCAAAAAAACUAAACAUUUCGAAGGAAAGAUUUUCUGGAAUUAUUUCUCAUUAUCAAUUCUGCGGGUGGCCCCGGGGUGCCAUUUUGGAAGCUUUAAUCAAGGAGUGAAUGAAAAUUAUUCAGCACACCCAGAAAGAUAGAAACAACCGGAACUCGCAGAGGAGCCGCACCAAGGAUAAGUUGGAACGACUGAAACUGCAUCAGCGAAUUGAAACGCUUCGAUCGGUUAGAAUUAAAAUUGAUGAUGAACAUGGAAAAUUUGAUUUGUUUCUCUCCAGAAUAUCGAGCAGGCAAAAAAGAGGAAGGAAAGGUAUUCGGAAUGCAACAAUUUCCUGAAAAAAGCGGUAAAUUUUCAGUUUUCCUGAUUGAAAAGUUUAGAUUUUUUUCGAAACCUCUGCCGUUCCUAAGUUCGACUUCCAAGUGGUCGUUUUUCAGAUCUACGAUGAAGUUGCAUGUGUCGACAGGCUGCUCGUCCAUUAUUACGCCCGUUCGCCUGCCGAUGGUUCACUUGACAAACAUCGUUGGGAGCAAGCCCGAACCUUUUUCGGCUUCACUUUCCGAUUGCCAUAG
Molecule: messenger RNA, 4223 nt
Organism: Caenorhabditis auriculariae
Lineage: Eukaryota; Metazoa; Nematoda; Chromadorea; Rhabditida; Rhabditidae
Source: the annotation of a GenBank genome assembly